Chelmon rostratus (copperband butterflyfish) is the source of this 1389-nucleotide messenger RNA. RefSeq names its product immunoglobulin superfamily, member 5b (gene igsf5b). Gene Ontology annotation, biological process: cell-cell adhesion. NCBI's taxonomy places the organism in Eukaryota, Metazoa, Chordata, Actinopteri, Chaetodontiformes, Chaetodontidae. Bases 180 to 1259 code for a protein of 359 amino acids. The transcript has 10 exons. The record is from RefSeq and is a predicted model, not a curated record.
UCUGAGUUUGGUAAUAUUUAACGGGACAGUUUUGGGUGACAUGAGCCCCAGCAUGUGGAAGAAGCAGCUCUGAUGACAUGCAUCCGCUGCGUGUGAUAACUUACCGCUGAUCCACAGAGACACCAGGCUGAGGUCCAUUCAGCAUUGAACAAUGGAUUGACUGUAUUGAUUGAUUCAACAUGGAGCUCUAUUCUCUGUUAGUGCUCCUACUUUCAUGCAGGAUUCAAGCAGUUGGAGCUCAGGUGAAGCUGUCACCUCAAACACUAACCGUCCUGCAAGGAGAGGAGGCCCGGUUCACCUGCAGCACCUCCAACACCCGGUGGACCGUUAUGGUGUGGCUGCUGAACGGAAAAGCGGUUCUAACCGUCUCCAAGGAGAACGGCGUCCUGCCCGCCGUCACCCCUAAUGUGACGGCCGAGAAGAGCCCUGACUCACAGCGAGAGGGCUGGGUGUUUGUCCUGAAGAACACAGAGAGGAGCAACCAGGGACAAGUAACCUGUGACCUCCAGGGCAUUGAGAGUAAAACAGCAGGACUGUUUGUACAAGAAAAGGGCAGCGUGAAAGUUUUUGGAGAUGACAAGUUGGCUUUUAAGGGGCAGUGGGUUCAGUUUGAAUGCCAAGCAGCAGGAUGGUACCCUCAACCCACCCUGCAAUGGCAGGUGUAUGACAGAAAGGUGAGCCAGGGUGAAUACAGCAUCAGUAGUGAAGAGUCAGGGAAGAGCCUCUUCACAGUGACCAGCAGCCUCAACGUGACGGCAGCGAAGAGCUCUCAUGUGGAUUGUCUGGCCGCUGUGUCCGCCCUCCCCACACCAAUGAAGAGCAGUGUCCGACUGACAGUGGUUGCAGAGGUGGUGCAGGAAAGAGAUGACUGCACAGUCCCGCUGGCGGUAACUGCCUCCCUCUCUGCUCUUCUGCUGCUCCUCUUGCUCUGCAUCUGCACCGUCCACUGGUACAGACAAAGGAGACAAGCAAAGCCGAGCCCACAGGAUGCAAUAAGGUCUGACCAAUCAGUGAGCGGGAGAGGCUUGGUUGCUGAGGCGACGGGCGGGAAGAUCAACUUGGCAUACUCUAGCGAGGGCCCCACAGAUGCAGUUUACAAUGAGCUAAUCAUGGAAACGGGUAGCCAGAUGGACUUCAGCUUCUACAAGGUCCCUGAUGUCGUGUCGUCCAGCAGCCUGUCUCUGCACAGUGAGAGCACAGCACAGGUGUGUCUGUCAGAGGAAAGCUCCAAGAACGUCAGGAGAAUAACCACAGUUUGAAAACAUUUAUGUACAAAGACAGUGUUCAUGGUGAACACGGCUGCACAGCACAGUAGUUACAGGUGGGCCACUCACCAGCGUUUGUAUGUUGUAAUUUUUCAUAUUUUUGUAAAGCUAGAAGCUAAUGUUA